Molecule: messenger RNA, 1077 nt
Organism: Rhipicephalus sanguineus (brown dog tick)
Lineage: Eukaryota; Metazoa; Arthropoda; Arachnida; Ixodida; Ixodidae
Product: keratin, type I cytoskeletal 9-like
Exons: 6
Coding region: 1-1077 (358 amino acids)
Source: RefSeq, a predicted model, not a curated record
AUGGCACGAAGUGUGGAGGCUGGAAACAAAAACGCGACCGACGAAUCAAGCGGAGGGAAAGACGACGACGACAAGUCUCACUACGCCGUAGAUCCGAGUGGCGGCGGCGGCGGCGGCGGCGGCGGCGGCGGAGGCGGAGGCGGAGGUGGUGGAGGCGGCGGUGGCGGAGGUGGCGGAGGCGGAGGCGGCGGAGGUGGCGGAGGCGGAGGCGGCGGCGGCGGAGGCGGCGGAGACUCUCCUCCAAACCACGGCGGUGGCACCAAGGCGCCGAACCACCAUUUGACGACGCCUCGAGUGACACACCACAAGAAUGGCAAGAACACGCCUCCGGGGGGAGGCCACCACAAUGGCGGCAACACCGGUGGGCCCGGCGGUGGCGGUACUAAAAAGGGCAGUGGCACCAAAAAGGGCGGCGGCGGGACUAAAAAGGGCGGCGGCACCAAGGGCGGCGGCACCAAGGGUGGCGGCACCAAGAAGGGUGGCGGUACCAAGGGCGGCGGCACCAAAAAGGGCGACGGCACCAAAAAGGGCCGCGGCACCAAAAAGGGCGGCGGCAACGUGACACAGAUGCCUAUCGUGUGCACGGUGAGCAGCGUGGGCAGCGCACAAACCUUGUUGCCUCAGUUGGGUGUGUGCAGUUACCUGUUCUUCACGCACGUCAUGGUGGCGGACAAAAGCCUGCACGCCUCAGACGGCAGCGGUUCGCUGCAGAACUUUAUACGCAUCAUGCAAGCGAAUCCCAGCUACAGUGCAGGAAUCUCCUUCGACAUGAAAUACACCAUAGUUGCUGUGCAUGGUACCGAUCUGACGUUGUCGCUGGAUGAGGUCGGCACUGAGCUCGGAGAUCUGGCCAGCAGAAGCAACAUCAAACACUACGGCAUCUUAAAUGUCAUGUCAGAACCGGCCUAUAUGAACUACUUGGAGGGAGCGAUGGUCAGGGCGAUUCCGAAGCUGAGGAAACUGCAGGCAGGAGACCGGAGCCGAAAGAUAGUGAUGGCCUUCGGCGGCAUAAAUUACGCCUCAGACGCGGAAUGGGGCACGGAUUUCGAGCCCUACCUCCUGCAGUUUUCCAAGUGA